CGCCACUGUCAUACAGAUACAGCACACUAGCUAACACCAACUUGCACAUCACAGCCGUCAUGGAUAAGGCCUAUGUCGCCGCCCUCUCCGUCGCCUUCCUCUUCUUGGUCCACUACCUCGUGGGCCGCGCCGCCGCCGGCGGCGGCAAGGGGAGGAAGCGGCUGCCACCGAGCCCUCUGGCCAUCCCGUUCCUCGGCCACCUCCACCUCGUCAAGACGCCGUUCCACUCGGCGCUGGGCCGCCUCGCGGAGCGCCACGGCCCGGUGUUCUCCCUGCGCAUGGGGUGCCGCCGCGCGGUGGUCGUGUCCUCGCCGGAGUGCGCCAGGGCGUGCUUCACGGAGCACGACAUGAGCUUCGCCAACCGCCCGCGCUUCGAGUCCAUGCGCCUCGUGUCCUUCGACGGCGCCAUGCUCUCGGUGUCCAGCUACGGGCCCUACUGGCGCACCCUCCGCCGCGUCGCCGCCGUGCAGCUCCUCUCCGCGCACCGCGUCGCCUGCAUGUCCCCCGUCAUCUGCGCCGAGGUGCGCGCCAUGGUGCGCCGGAUGGCUCGCCUAGCCGCGGGCGGCGCCGCGCGCGUCCAGCUCAGGCGGCGCCUGUUCGAGCUCUCCCUCGGCGUGCUCAUGGAGACCAUCGCGCGGACCAAGACCUCCCGCUCCGAGGCUUGCGCCGCCGACACUGACGUGUCGCCCGAGGCGAGCGAGUUGACGCGGAUCUCCGAAGAGAUCAUGCCGUACCUCGGCACGGCCAACCUGUGGGACUACCUGCCGUUCCUGCGGUGGUUCGACGUGUUCGGCGUGAGGAACAAGCUCAUGGCCGCCGUGAGGUGGAGGGACGCGUUCCUGCGGCGGCUCAUCGACGCAGAGCGCCGGAGGAUGGACGGUGACGGCGACGGCGAGAAGAAGAGCAUGAUCGCCGUGCUGCUCUCUUUGCAGAAGUCGGAGCCGGAGCUGUACACGGAUACCAUGAUCAUGGCGCUGUGCGGGGACUUGUUUGGCGCCGGGACGGAGACCACAUCGGUCACGACAGAAUGGGCCAUGUCGCUUCUUCUGAGCCACCCGGAGGCUCUGAAGAAGGCACAGGCAGAGAUCGACGCGGUGGUGGGCAACUCCCGCCGCCUGAUCACCGCCGACGACGUGCCCCGCCUCGGCUACCUGCACUGCGUCAUCAACGAGACCCUGCGCAUGUACCCGGCCGCUCCGCUGCUGCUGCCGCACGAGUCGGCGGCGGACUGCAAGGUCGGCGGCUACGACGUGCCCCGCGGGACGCUGCUGAUCGUGAACGCGUACGCCAUCCACAGGGACCCCGCGGUGUGGGAGGACCCGGGCAGCUUCUUGCCGGAGCGGUUCGAGGACGGCAAGGCCGAGGGGCGGCUGCUGAUGCCGUUCGGGAUGGGGCGGCGCAAGUGCCCCGGCGAGACGCUCGCGCUGCGGACCGUCGGGCUGGUGCUUGCCACGCUGCUCCAGUGCUUCGACUGGGACACGGUUGAUGGAGCUGAGGUUGACAUGACGGAGAGCGGCGGGCUGACCAUGCCCCGGGCCGUCCCGUUGGAGGCCAUGUGCAAGCCUCGUGCAGCUAUGUGCGAUGUUCUUCGGGAGCUCUAAUAUUCUGGCACAUCCUAGGUUCUCGCUCUAUAGGUGAAAGUUUCAUAUGUAGUUUCGUAGAAGUAUGCAUGUCUGAUGGUCUGCGCUGAACUAAGUACAUUAUCAUCUAGUACAAAAUAUCGUACAUAUACCCGCAUAUAUGUAAACAACUAGUACUCAAUUAGUACUAGUCGUUGUUUCCC
Molecule: messenger RNA, 1783 nt
Organism: Zea mays
Lineage: Eukaryota; Viridiplantae; Streptophyta; Magnoliopsida; Poales; Poaceae
Product: putative cytochrome P450 superfamily protein
Exons: 2
Coding region: 60-1601 (513 amino acids)
Molecular function (GO): oxidoreductase activity, acting on paired donors, with incorporation or reduction of molecular oxygen; iron ion binding; monooxygenase activity
Source: RefSeq, marked provisional